This is a messenger RNA of Condylura cristata (star-nosed mole), 1015 nucleotides long. RefSeq names its product RAS-like, family 11, member A (gene RASL11A). The record is from RefSeq and is a predicted model, not a curated record. The transcript is spliced from 4 exons. The coding region runs from base 101 to 829 and encodes 242 amino acids. Gene Ontology annotation, molecular function: GTPase activity; GTP binding. Lineage: Eukaryota; Metazoa; Chordata; Mammalia; Eulipotyphla; Talpidae.
UUGCCUGCCGACUUGUGUGCCCCAACUCUCUGCUGGCAGCCGUCUCGAGGUGCCGAGGCCCCAGCCCCAGAGGCUUGCACCCUCCGCCUGCUCGUGCUCCAUGAGGUCACCCACCAUGUCCGGGCACUUUCUGCUGGCGCCCAUCCCCGAAUCCUCCUCCGAUUGUCUUCUACCGAAGGACAUCAAACUAGCGGUGCUGGGCGCGGGCCGCGUGGGCAAGAGUGCAAUGAUUGUGCGCUUCUUAACCAAGAGAUUCAUUGGCGAUUACGAGCCGAAUACAGGCAAGCUGUAUUCACGACUUGUCUAUGUAGAGGGAGACCAGCUAUCGCUGCAGAUCCAGGACACUCCAGGGGGCAUACAGGUCCAGGAUAACCUCACACAGGUCGUUGAUUCCCUGUCCAAAUGCAUGCAGUGGGCAGAAGGGUUUCUGCUGGUAUACUCCAUCACAGACUAUGACAGCUACCUGUCCAUCCGACCCCUUUACCAGCACAUCCGGAAAAUCCAUCCUGACUCCAAGGCCCCUGUCAUCAUUGUGGGCAACAAGGGAGACCUUCUGCAUGCCCGGCAGGUACAGACGCACGAUGGCGUGCAACUAGCCAACGAACUAGGGAGUCUGUUCCUGGAAAUUUCCACCAGUGAAAACUAUGAAGAUGUCUGUGAUGUGUUUCAGCAUCUCUGCAAAGAAGUAAGCAAGAUGCACAGCCUCAGUGGGGAGCGGAGACGAGCCUCCAUCAUUCCCCGGCCACGCUCACCCAACAUGCAAGACCUGAAGAGGCGCUUCAAGCAGGCCCUGUCUUCCAAAGCAAAAGCCCCCUCCACACUUGGGUGAACCCAUCCCAAAAGACUGUCCUUUUAUUAUGGAUCUGUUCAGCUGAAAAGACUGGGGGGGGGUCCCCUUUUUUAAUCACACGUGCAGAGUUUAUUUUUAUACAACUAUUGGUUUUCAAGUGUAUGUAUAUAUCUGAAAACUCAGUGACUGCUAGAAGACAGGUAGGGUUUUUUUUUAAUAAAAUAA